GUAACGACCUUUGAUUCCAGUUUAAUGCCGGUUAAUAUUUCACUACCGGAGUGCUGUUGCUAUAUUGUUGUUGUCGGCUCUGGAAUUAUUACCUCCCAGAAAAACUGAGCUAAUUCACACGCUGCGUCGCUAAGACAGCGUUAAAUAAGUGGUGCAGUUAAUAACAUUUCAACAAACAUAUAUGAGAUACAAGUAAACUGUUUUCCCCGUUGUUCAAAAUGGAGGAAGAAGAGGAGGAAGCUGUUAGGAAUUACUGCAGGAGAAUGAUUCCUCGUGUCCGAGACAAACACCUCUGCUCCUCCUCUGAGGAGGAGAGCAGGAGACACAAAGGAGCCAGAGAGAGGCAGAGGACCCACUGUGAAAGACAAGUUGUAGCAGGGGACGUGUUUAGACAUCACAGGGAAUGUAACCUCCCUCUGCCAGACUGUACAACAGGAGAAAAAGGAGACCAAACCUCCCCCAAUCUAAUAUGUCAAGGUCCUGAAGUCCACACUGUCCCCCCUCAGCUCAUCUUAAUGCUCAGGCUCAAAACUUUCAAGGAGGAGAUGAAACGGGCUGCAGAGGUGGAGCUCCAUGAUCCCGCUGUCUGCAGUGUGUGUGAGCAGGAACAGGCCUCUCUGGCCUUGAGAAGUUUUAUCUGGAGGAAGAAGACACAACUGCGGUUCCAAACAGUGACGCAGACUAAACACACACACUGUGGCUACAGAGAGUGGGGGAGGCCUGCGAUGCCCCUCGAUGGAUUUGGGAGGAACUACUUGGAGAUGUGCGGGUCACAGCAACCUGAUGUUGCCUUAGCAACGGCUAAGGAACGUGGAGUUGCCCUGGCAACAGAUGAAAUGAGGGGUUACCCUGACAAAAACGCUACAGGAACUCAUUUAGCAAGACCUCGCUGUCCUUUUCCAGACAGAUAGCUGCAGACAUGAUGGGUACGGUAUUAAUACAGUGAAAGGGACAAUGUUGUGAUGGAGACUCUUUAUUUUGACGCAGGAUAAGCCAAUAAACACCAUCCAUAUGCUGAUGGUGGCAUUGCUGCUCAGCUUACAGCUGUGUUUAUGUUCACAGUGCUGGAAUGUAACAAAAGCGUAAUUUGGAGGCAUAUUUUAUAUUACUUUAAUACUUCUACUAUACAGUUUGAGGCCAAUAUUGUACUCUUUACACCACUACAUUUAGCUGACAGCUCUAGUUGAUUUUCAGUUCAGAUUCAACAUAAAAACAUGAUCAACUUACAAGAAAAAGUAUGUGAACCCUUUGAAAUGAUCUAGUUUCUGCAUUAAUUUGUUAUUAAAUGUGAUCUUAUUGCAUCUAAGUCCCAAGUAUAGACAAACACAAUGUGCUUAACCUAAUACCACACAAACAAUUAUAAUAUUUCAUGUCUUUAUUAGAGGUCGACCGAUAUAUCAGCCGACCGAUAUCGGGCCGUUAUAUAUCAGGCCGAUAUUUUCGUUUUUUACUUUUAUCGACAUCGGCCGAUACGUGCGUGCAUUUGCCAGCCAAUUAGCCCAUUUCACUGAACCAACACCAGGCAAGGCUCGGUGCAACAUCUGCCAUUCUCUGGUGAGCUGCUGCUGAUACCGGAAAAAAGAAAAAUACAUUGAAUAUGUAGAUCAUGUGAGGCGCCACCACCUUGAGGCCUAGAACAACAUACACAUUGAUUGCUAUCCAACUGUUAAUAUGUUUUGUUUGUUGUUCUUUUUCUGUUUAAAUUGAGACUUGUGUAACAUUUGUUAUCAUUGUGUCAUUUUUAUCAUGUAAAUGGAGGGAGAAAAGGCAAUAUCAGCUUCAAAUAUCAGCCCAAAAAAAUCGGCAGCACAUAUCGGGGAUCGGUUAAGACUGAUGUCAAAAUAAUCGGCAUCGGCAUUAAAAAAAACCUGUAUCGGUCGACCACUAGUCUUUAUUAAACAUUCAUUAAAGAAUUGUUGAUUUGCAUCAGACUGGAAGGGGUUACAAAGUAAUCUCAAAGACUUCAGGUAUUCACCAGCCCACAGUGAGACAAAUGGAGAUGAUUUAGUGCUGUGGCUACUCUCCCUAGAAGUGGGCGCCCAGCCGUGUUCACUCCAAAGGCCCAAUGCAGAAAGCUCAGUGAGGUAAAAAAGAACUCCAGAGAAACAAGUAAAGACCUGAAGGCAUCAUUGGAUCUGGUUAACAUCUCUAGUCAUGAGUCUACCACACACAUAAAAUUUGAACAGGCAUGGCUUCCAUGGCAGGACACCAUGGAGGAAGCUGCUGAUUUCCCAAAAAACAUCACUGCAUGUCUGAAGUUUGCCAAAGAGCACCUUGACACUCCACAACACUACUGGGAAAACCGUUAAUGGACUGAUGGAACUAAGGCUGACUUGUUCCUGAAGAACACGCAGCACUAGGUAUGAUGUAAAAAGGGCCCUGCAUUCCAAUAUGAGAACAUCAUCCCAACAGUGAAGUAUGAUGGAGGAACAUCAUGACUUGGGGCUGUUUGGCUGCCUCAGGGCCUGGACCACUUACUAUCAUUGAGCGGAAAAUGUAUUCCCAAUUUUAUCAAGGUAUUCUACAGGUUAAUGUCAGGGUGGAUGUCUGCCAGCUGAAGAUCAGUAGAAGUUGGCUGACGCAGCAGGACAAUAACCUUAAACAUCAAAGUAAAUCUACUUCAGAAUGACUUCAAAAAAGUAAAUCUGCCUUUUGGAGCAUCCCAUUCGGAGCCCAGACCUCAAUCCAAUAGAGAUGCUGUGGAAUGACCUCCAGAGAGCCGUUCACACCGGACAUCCUGUCCAUUUGGCUGAAGCAGUUCUGUCAGAAGAAUGGUCCAAAAUUCCUCCUGCAUGUUGUUCAGAUCUGAUCAGCAGCUAUCAGAAGAGUUUGGUUGAGGUUAUUGAUGCUAAAGGAGGUUCCACCAGUUGUUAAAUCAAGGGUUCAUUUACUUUUUCCACUAUCACUAUGAAUGUUUAAUGGAUGUGUUCAAUAAAGACAUGAAAUAUUAUAAAUGUCUGUGUGGUAUUAGGUUAAGCACAUUCAAGAAUAGAAUUGUCUAUACUUGGGACUUAGAUGCAGAUCAGAUCACAUUUUAUGACAAAUUAAUGCAGAAAACCAGGUAAAUUAAAAGGGUUCACAUACUUUUCCUUGCCACUGUAUAUCUGUUGACAGAUAUUAUUGGCCAAUAUAUGCUGUGAUGAAAACCUUUUUUAUACAAUCUAUAAUGCCGAAUAUGUUGCUUGGUGUCGGUAACUGAAACUGAACAGUAAUCUUUAUGUAGCUACUUAUUUUAGUCCCAGUUAUCAUUUAUAGAAUUGACUGACAGUGUAAUAUGUUGUCUGUAUAAUGUAUAAAAAUGUUAAAUAUGUUUUAAUUAAGUUUUAUGUUUGAGAAAGUAGCUCUCAGGGUACCUUUGCAGAGUGGUCAAAAUGGUAAAAAAUAAAAUAAAAUAAUAAUAAUUGUGCACAAUUCACAUGAAAAAAGGUCUAUUUUCAUUCUGGAAACUACAGCUCUAAUAUCAGUAUUGGCAUCAGUCUCAAAAAUGCAUAGACAAAUGCAUCAAUAUUAAUUAUCCAAUAAUAUAUUUGUAAUAUCUGAGUAGGGCUAUUCUGCAUAAUGAGUACUUUAACUUCAGUAAGUUUUGAAUGCAGGACUUUCACUUGUAGUGGAGUAAUUUCACAGUGUGGUAUUAAUACUUUACUAAGGUAAUGGAUCUGAAUACUUAUAUACACCAAUAGCUAAAACAAAUGUCUAGCCUUUGUUUUGGGUAUAAUAAAAAGAAGAAAAUGGAACAAGAUUAGUACAA
Centropristis striata (black sea bass) is the source of this 3748-nucleotide messenger RNA. RefSeq lists its product as uncharacterized. Bases 219 to 911 code for a protein of 230 amino acids. The transcript has 3 exons. Lineage: Eukaryota; Metazoa; Chordata; Actinopteri; Perciformes; Serranidae. The record is from RefSeq and is a predicted model, not a curated record.